GGCCUGGGCGGAUGUCUCCGGCGCGUUCGUGCACGGGGCUGAGGGCCGCGGUGGCUGCCAGCAUGGGGUUGAGCGAGGGUCCGGCGGGCUCCGCCCGGAGCGGGCGCCUUCUCCGUCCGCCGAGCCCCGCUCCGGCGGCGCCGGGGGCCCGGCUGUUCCGGCUCCCGGGGAGCGGGGCCGUGCGGGCCGCAAACCCGGAGCGCGCCGGCUGGACCGAGGCGCUGCGGGCCGCCGUGGCCGAGCUGCGCGCCGGCGCCGUGGUGGCCGUCCCCACCGAUACGCUGUACGGCCUGGCCUGCUCGGCGAGCUGCUCGGAGGCACUGGGCGUCGUGUACCGCGUCAAGGGCCGCAGCGAGACCAAGCCGCUGGCCGUGUGCCUGGGCCGCGUGGCCGACGUCUACAGGUACUGCCGUGUGAGAGUACCUGAGGGGCUCCUGAAUGACCUGCUGCCAGGACCAGUGACCCUGGUGAUGGAACGCUCGGAGGAGCUCAACAAGGACCUGAACCCCUUCACUCCUCUUGUAGGCAUCCGGAUUCCUGACCAUGCCUUCAUGCAGGACUUGGCCCAGCUGUUUGGGGGACCUCUUGCUCUCACCAGCGCCAACCUCAGCUCCCAGGCCAGCUCUCUGAAUGUUGAGGAAUUUCAGGACCUCUGGCCUCGCUUGUCCUUGGUCAUUGAUGGGGGACCAAUUGGGGACGGCCAGAGCCCUGAGUGUCGACUAGGCUCAACUGUGGUUGACUUGUCUGUGCCUGGAGAGUUUGGCAUCAUUCGUCCGGGUUGGGCCGGAUGCUGGUGUCAAUGUAGCCAGGCCCCACGCUGGGAAUGAACAUGAGGUUGUUGGCAUCGCAAAAGUUCUUCACAGCCUUCCAGUUCUGAUGGGAGGAGCCGAAGGAGAAACCAUUGGAGGCAAAGUAGGUGUACAUGCCAUCAAAUCCGGCGGCCAGGAUGUCAUGGGUGUGGCCCUCCUCCACCAGCAGCGCUAUGAAGACCCCAUCGUAGGGGGUGUUGCGGAUUGAGUGGGGCCCGUUCGGUGUCAGGAGGUGGGCCCAGGCCUCAGGGGAUGUCAGGUAGGAGUCAUAGAUAUAAAAGAGUGGGAGGCUCUUACCCAUGCUGUUCUUAUAGCGGUAAAAUGCACCAUGGGAGCCAUACCUGAGGAGCAGGAGGAAGAAAAGGCUGAGCCAGCAGCCUAAGAGAAAAGAAGCCAGCACAGCCGGAGGGCUGGCCAUGAAUGAGAUCUUUCCUGAUGUCCAAGCACGAUUUUGAAUCCAGUUGGACUCCACAGUUGGACUCAUCAUGCCUCUAAGCAAGAACCCAGUUCCCUCCCACCCUCCCCCGAGCCUUGUCAUUCCUCUAUUUAAGCCUCACUUCCCUGCCCCAGGCCAAGCCACCACCAUCUUCUAUCUGGACUGUACCGACAGCCACCUAACUGGUUUCCAGGCUCCCACUUCCACCUCCCUAUAACCCAGUCUCUUUUUAAAGUGUAAAUCAGAUCUGACUGCUCCUUACUGAGACCAGCAAGGCCCCACCUACUUAAUCUGGCCCUGCCCACCGCCAUUCCUGCUAUUACCCCAACUAUCGCUUCACUCCGGCUACACGGGCUGCUGUCAAGCUUGUCCCAUCAGACGGCCUUUGGAUCUGACAGCCCUCUGCCUGGAGUUUUCUGCCUGCCCCAGAUCUCUGCAGAGCUGACUCUUCCUUUAGGUGCAGGCUUCCGUGUCAUCUCAGAGCAGCUCACUGGACCACCCAUUCUAAAGUUGUUUCUUGGGCACGCUCUUAACAACACCCUGCUUUCUUCUGUUACUACUUCUUCAUAGUAUGGAUCGCUAUUUGAUUUGUCGUCUAUAACCACUAUCUGCUCACUGCACGCCCACCCUAGGAUGUAAACUUUGCUAGCCCUACCCACUGCUGUACAACUGGGACUUAGGACAGUGCCCGGACACCUGAAGGCACUCAAUAAAUAUUUUUUGAACGAAUGAA
Molecule: messenger RNA, 1978 nt
Organism: Eubalaena glacialis (North Atlantic right whale)
Lineage: Eukaryota; Metazoa; Chordata; Mammalia; Artiodactyla; Balaenidae
Gene: YRDC
Product: yrdC N6-threonylcarbamoyltransferase domain containing
Exons: 5
Coding region: 12-827 (271 amino acids)
Biological process (GO): regulation of translational fidelity
Cellular component (GO): cytoplasm
Molecular function (GO): nucleotidyltransferase activity; tRNA binding; double-stranded RNA binding
Source: RefSeq, a predicted model, not a curated record